Drosophila teissieri is the source of this 675-nucleotide messenger RNA. RefSeq lists its product as uncharacterized. The coding region runs from base 97 to 570 and encodes 157 amino acids. NCBI's taxonomy places the organism in Eukaryota, Metazoa, Arthropoda, Insecta, Diptera, Drosophilidae. The transcript has 3 exons. The record is from RefSeq and is a predicted model, not a curated record.
AACCGUGUCAUAUUCCAUCUGAAGCUAUCAGUCUGGACUCAGCCGUUGAUAUCCUGUAAUUUUUCCAGCUUUUUCGAAAAAUCUGUAACUUUUCGUAUGAGUUUCAUACUCUCAAGUGCAAAAAUGUUUUGUGCCGGAAUACUGCAGCGUAGACUGAGCGUGGGUCUGACUCAAAAACUCGGCUGGACGCCCAAGAAAUUCUACUCUGAGGAGAAGAAGCCCCCGAGUGUUUUCCUGUGGGGCGGCGGACUCGGCAAGCUGCAGGGCGGUCUCAAGGAGGAGGAGUACUUCAUUUCGUUAACCCAGAACCUCAUGGACAAGAUGCGGGACAAGAAGGACCACGGCGACUACUUGCCCAACUGGGAUGAGUUCCAAAAGACCCUGGACCACGCCUCUCUGGGCAGCACCACCUCCUUGAACAAGCACAAGAACUUGCUCGAGGAGGCCUUCUUCCUGAACGAGACCGCAGACGAUUUCAAAGUACUACACGACCGUGCUCAAGAAGACCCCAAAGACCUCAAAAAUGCCACAGAACUGGAACAUAAAUCAAAUCCCCAGAACACCAAAUAGUUAAUUGUUUAUGUUAAUUGCCAUCCACUAAUUCCUUCAGGCGCAUCAUCAUCAAACUUAUCCACAUGGCACGGCUCAAUAAAAUUGUUAGUUGCAAAGUUUAAA